AACUUCCGAUUGCGACCCAUCAGCUCCUCGGAUUGGUCCAUUUCCACUGCCGGGGCUGCGUGAAGUUUUCGCCGGGUCCUGGAGUCGCACGUGUGGUGAGACCUAGAGACCCGGCCCUCUAGAAGCUGGGCCUUGGUAUCCCCGCCGGACUGCGAGGGUAUCAUCGCCGCCCCUGUUGAGGGUGAGCGUCGCGCGGCUGCAGCAUGCCUCACAGGAAGAAAAAGCCCUUUAUAGAGAAGAAGAAAGCUGUGUCUUUUCACUUGGUCCACCGGAGCCAACGAGAUCCUUUAGCAGCAGAUGAGACUGCACCCCAGAGGGUUCUGUUGCCCACACGAAAAAUAAGCAAUGAAGAAAGGCAAGCAGAACAGAGGAAGUAUAGAGCAUUCUUUGAUGAUAACUGUGACUACCUGCAGCACCUGAAGGAACCAUCUGGGGCCUCAGAGCUCAUUCCUUCAAGGACCUUCAGUGCACACAACAGGAGAGAGGAGAAAGAAGAAACGCUGGUAAUUCCAAGCACUGGAAUUAAGUUGCCUUCAUCAGUGUUUGCUUCAGAGUUUGAAGAAGAUGUUGGAUUGUUAAAUAAAGCAGCUCCAGUUUCGGGACCUCGACUGGAUUUUGAUCCUGACAUUGUUGCAGCUCUUGAUGAUGAUUUUGACUUUAAAAAUCCAGAUAAUCUGCUUGAAGAGGACUUUAUCCUUCAGGCCAAUAAGCCAAUAGGAGAGGAAGAGGGAAUGGAUAUACACUAUGUGUGGAAAUCUGCGAAUGAAGAUGACAGUGAGUGGGAAGAUGUAGAUGAUAAGAAGGGAGAUAGCGAUGAUGACUAUGACUCUACAGGCCCCUUAUCAGAUGAAGAUGAUGUGUCUGUGCCUGGAAAAACUCAUGGAGCUAUAGCAGAUCACUUGUUCUGGAAUGAAGAAACGAAAAGUCGCUUCACAGAGUAUUCGAUGACUUCCUCGGUCAUGAGGAGAAACGAACAGCUGACUCUACACGAUGAGAGGUUUGAGAAGUUUUAUGAGCAAUAUGAUGAUGAUGAAAUUGGAGCUCUGGAUAAUGCAGAAUUGGAAGGUUCUAUUCAAGUGGACAGCAAUCGCUUACAGGAAGUUUUGAAUGACUACUACAAAGAGAAGGCAGAGAAUUGUAUAAAAUUGAAUACCCUUGAACCCUUGGAGGAUCAAGACCUGCCAAUGAAUGAGCUUGAUGAGUCUGAGGAGGAAGAGAUGAUUACUGUAGUCCUUGAAGAAGCCAAAGAGAAGUGGGAUUGUGAAUCUAUUUGUAGUACAUACUCAAAUUUAUAUAACCAUCCACAGCUUAUCAAGUAUCAACCAAAGCCCAAACAAAUUCGAAUAUCUUCUAAAACAGGAAUUCCUCUCAAUGUCUUACCAAAGAAAGGGCUCACAGCAAAGCAAGCUGAACGAAUACAGAUGAUUAAUGGCAGUGAUCUUCCUAAAGUAUCAACCCAGCCACGUUCUAAAAAUGAGAGCAAAGAAGAUAAAAGAGCAAGAAAGCAAGCUGUAAAAGAAGAGCGCAAGGAACGAAGAGUGGAGAAGAAAGCUAACAAAUUAGCAUUUAAACUGGAGAAAAGAAGGCAAGAAAAGGAGCUCCUGAACUUGAAGAAGAAUGUUGAGGGUCUAAAGCUAUAGACAGUGGAGCUUAUAGGGUAAGGCACUUUAUUAGGGACACUUCAUUAUGUUUAAUAAUUAACUAGAGUCUUCAGAAAGACAAAACUGCUUUGCCCGUUUUACUGGCAGAUAAGAGGAAAAUACAGUAUUUGUAUUAUUUUUAUACUAGCAAGUGUUCCCUGCCAACUGUCUUGGAAAUACUGUAAUAUUUUAAUUUUUGGAUUAUAAGCUUACAUCUGCUCUGAAAUAAAUGACUUCAUGAAUGUGAAAUGUUUGGAUAAAUUAAAGGAAAAUAUCUUCAUAACUUGAA
Molecule: messenger RNA, 1929 nt
Organism: Callithrix jacchus (white-tufted-ear marmoset)
Lineage: Eukaryota; Metazoa; Chordata; Mammalia; Primates; Cebidae
Gene: LTV1
Product: LTV1 ribosome biogenesis factor
Biological process (GO): ribosomal small subunit export from nucleus; ribosomal small subunit biogenesis
Cellular component (GO): preribosome, small subunit precursor; nucleus; cytosol
Source: RefSeq, a predicted model, not a curated record